Cataglyphis hispanica is the source of this 2065-nucleotide messenger RNA. Its product is annotated as cilia- and flagella-associated protein 91-like. NCBI's taxonomy places the organism in Eukaryota, Metazoa, Arthropoda, Insecta, Hymenoptera, Formicidae. The coding region runs from base 1 to 2004 and encodes 667 amino acids. The record is from RefSeq and is a predicted model, not a curated record. The transcript has 9 exons.
AUGGCAUUGUUUGAUCAAUAUUUGGGUGCUGUUUCUGUACAAGGAGAGACAAUUGAAAUCAUGAACGAAAAUACGUGUAAGCAUCUUCGGAGACCAAUAUUCCCGGAAAUACAGAUCAUAGACAUUCCGCAUUUGGAGCAUAGAAAUUUAAGCGGAAUUUUACAAAAUGCGCAAAAACGAUAUUGCACCGUGUCACUUAAAUUGCCGUGCAAAAACGCAGAAACGCAAACGGAUUAUAGAGAAAGUGAAGCGCAGACCGAACCCUGGGAGCCACCAUAUAAAAUUGUUCCAGGUCAUAAUCCUGAAAUAUUGAUGUUGAAUCAUUUAACUUGGAAUCAUGGAUUACCUGCAGGCGUCCAUGAGAUACACAUUAUCAACAGAAUGAAGAUGAAAAGAGCUUGGGAAACAAUUCUUCCAUCGAUGGAUACACCGGUCAACAUAAAAAUGCGAAAUUCAAUAAUAACAAUGUUAGAAAUAGACGAAUGGGCAUUUCGUGAAUCGGAGAUUCAGUUUAUAAUGGAUUUGCGAUUAAAUUUGAUGAGGAGUCUUUUGCAAAAACGUGAGUUGCAAUAUAAAAAGAAAGUGAAAAGUCGUUUCAAUAGACUUCAGAACAAACUGAGGAAACAUCGGGAUGAUCAAGUCAAGACUAUCAGGCAUAAUCUUAAACGAAAUCUGCGAAAAUUAUAUAGAAAAUAUUGCGACAGUCAACAAUCUCGCAAACCCGAUAUAAUCGAGAGGCAUAUUGGUCUCAAAUCCGACUUAUAUGAAUCGCAAAUGCGUUAUGGCGAACGUUUUCAAAGACAAUACGAAAAGUUGGAGAAGCAAUUUUUAAGUGAAAGCUACGAACAAGAAGAAAAGGAAAAUACAAUGCUCAACUGGUUACCAACUAUCGGAAAACCAAAAGUGAUUAAACACAAGUCUAAACCGAUAGAUAUCUGUAUACGAGAAACUAGAUGGACGGAUGAAAAAUUGAAGCAACUUCAUACUGAUCUGAAGGCCAUCCGAAUGAAUGUUAAAUCCGUAGAUGUAACUCCAAGAUUAAUAAAGCGUGAUCACAAACAAUCGGUUUUGCCCGUUACACCACGCAGAUUGAGCAUAUGGGAUAAUAAACAGAAACAAUGUGAAGAAUCUGCUACGUUUGUUCAAAAAUUGGUUAAAGGCAGAGGGGUGCAAUGUCUGAUGUAUGAAGGAUGCGAUAGAUACCGAGAAUUGAUUGAAGAAUUACAUUCGAUUCAAAUGCUCGAACAACAGGCUGAACAAAAACACCGUGAAAAAAUAUGUAUGAUCGAGUUACAACAAUUACAAAAUGAUCAUCAAUCGAUACAGGAAGAUCGUUUAUGCGAGAUUCUCAAUUCUUUGGAAGGAAAAACAAUUUGUGGAACAUUAGAUUUUCUUAGCAAAGAACUGGUGAGAUUAGAAGAUGAACGUAGAGCUCAUGCUUUUGCUUUACUUGCCGAAAGAGAAAGAUGUAUGAGGGAAGCUGCUGAAGCUGGUAGACGCCAAUUGGAACGUAAUCGACGACGAGAAUUCGACGAAAUGUUUAAACAAAUUAUAAAAGUAAAUCAGGACUCGAUAGAAGCUUACUUGGAAGACAUUAUAAGGGAGGGCGUUGAUUGGAUGUCCGAUAAAACAGCUAAAGAACAAAUUUUGCAACUUAACGAUAAAGUGGAUGACAUAUCAAAACAAGUCUUAGAAAAACAAGAUUGUGUGGAUAAGUUGGCAGAAGAAAAACUGGUAAUGGAUAUGAUCUAUAAUUUUGUUUUACCUGAAGUGGAAAAACACAACAUAAGAGGAAAAAUUCGUGAUCAACAACAAAAUUAUAUGCGAAAUGCGUAUAUAUCAAUUUGCGAGAAAAUUUCAACUUUACCAUCUAUUAAACCACUGAAAGUUAUAAAUCAAAAUGUUGGUAUAAAAAACGAAGAGGAACAAGAUAUUGAGACAGAAGAAAUCGAAUUUUCAUCCCACAAAAUCGAAGAAAAAAAAACAGAUUUAGAAGUAAAUUAACAAAUCGAUUUGUAAAAACUUAACAUUUGAUAUCAAAAAUUAAAGACUAUUCUAAGCUUAA